This is a messenger RNA of Plutella xylostella (diamondback moth), 5378 nucleotides long. It is a transcript of the gene norpA, whose product is annotated as no receptor potential A. Gene Ontology annotation, molecular function: calcium ion binding; phosphatidylinositol-4,5-bisphosphate phospholipase C activity. NCBI's taxonomy places the organism in Eukaryota, Metazoa, Arthropoda, Insecta, Lepidoptera, Plutellidae. The record is from RefSeq and is a predicted model, not a curated record. Gene Ontology annotation, biological process: phosphatidylinositol metabolic process; phosphatidylinositol-mediated signaling; release of sequestered calcium ion into cytosol.
CUGGCGGGCGCGCCGGCCAGUCCGCCGCGGCCGCCACACGCGACGACCGCUAGCCGCCGCCGUAAAACAAAAAAAAAACGUGCCCGCGAAUAUUAUUUACACACCAUAAAAACAACCACAUCAAUACCUUUAUCAUCGAUCUGACUAAACCUCUGGCUGUUCAGUGUAGUGCCUUUGCCGCGACCCACCGGCGAGUAAACAAGUUCUAAGAAUGGCCUACUGCUGAGCAGUGUAGGCACGGGUCCAGGUCACGCUGAUAGAAACCUUGCAUCAUGACAAAAAGGUUCGAAUUCAACUGGCAAAUAUCCGUGCCCGAAGUCCUUCUACAGGGCGCAGUGUUCGACCGAUGGACGGAGGAGAAGGACAACACGGAGUUCGAGCAGAACUGCCUGUUCAAGGUCGACGAGUACGGCUUCUUCAUCUACUGGAAGAGCGAGGGCAAGGAUGGCGAUGUCAUUGAGUUAUGUCAAGUCAGCGACGUGAGAUCGGGAGGAGUGCCCAAGGACUCGAAGCUGACGUCGAACCUACUGAACAAACAUGGCGACAACCUGGAGGAGAAGUCUCUCACGAUCUGCAGCGGUACCGACUACAUCAACAUCAACUACCAGCACGUGGUGUGCCCGGACGCCGCCACCGCGAAGAUAUGGGUGGACGGUCUCCGCAAGAUCACACAUAACGUGAAAGCGAACAACGUAUGCCCCAUGACUUGCCUCAAGAAACACUGGAUGCGGCUCUGCUUCCUCACUGACCCGCGCGGGAAGGUGCCCGUCAAGGUGGUCGCGCGGACCUUCGCCUCGGGGAAGACGGAGAAAAUGGUCCACCAAUGCCUGGCGGAGCUGGGCCUGCCGUCGGGCAAGAACGAGGCGAUGGAGAAGGAGGCCUUCACGUUCGACAAGUUCUACGCGCUGUACCACAAGAUCUGCCCCCGGAACGACAUCGAGGAGCUCUUUAGAUCUAUAACGCAAGGCAAGUCCGACCGCAUCAGUCUGGACCAGUUCGUGAACUUCAUGAACGAGAAGCAGCGCGACCCGCGACUCAACGAGAUCCUGUACCCGCUGUAUGAUGAGAAGAGAGCUCUGGAGAUCAUCACCACGUAUGAACAGGCGGAGGACGCCAUUGCUGCCAAAACCCUCACAAAAGACGGCCUAAUCCGCUACCUCAUGUCAGACGAGAACGCCCCAGUGUUCCUAGACCGGCUAGACUUCUACAUGGACAUGGAGCAGCCGCUGGCCCACUACUACAUCAACUCGUCCCACAACACCUACCUCUCGGGUAGGCAGUUUGGAGGCAAGAGCAGCGUGGAGAUGUAUAGGCAGGUUCUGCUUGCUGGAUGCAGAUGCGUAGAGCUGGACUGCUGGGACGGCAAAGGCGAAGACGAAGAGCCAAUCAUAACCCACGGGAUGGCGAUGUGCACAGAUAUCCUGUUCAAAGACGUGAUAUACGCGCUCCGAGACACAGCCUUCGUGACGUCAGACUACCCAGUGAUACUGUCGUUUGAGAACCAUUGUUGUAAGGCGCAGCAGUUCAAGCUGGCUAAAUAUUGUGAUGAGAUUCUGGGAGAUUUGCUGCUGAAAGAGCCGUUGCCGGAUUAUCCACUGGAGCCCGGCGUACCCCUACCCCCACCUUCAGCCCUGAAACGCAAGAUCCUGAUCAAGAACAAGCGUCUGAAGCCGGAGGUGGAGCGGCAGGAGCUGGAGAUGUUCCAGCAGGGGCAGUUCGUCAUCGAGGACGAGGUCAAGGAGGACGCCAGCGCCGUCGCCAUCGACAAGAAGCCCGAAGAAAUAGUCCUGGAAGCCACAACAGCGGGCGACGACGCGCCGCCGCCCGUGGCCUACACCGGGUCCACCACCAACGUGCACCCCUGGCUGUCCUCCAUGGUCAACUACGCGCAGCCCAUCAAGUUCCAGAGCUUCGAGGAGGCCGAGAAGCGCAACAUCUGCCACAACAUGUCGUCCUUCGCUGAAACGACUGGCAUGAACUACCUCAAGUCGCAGGCCAUAGACUUCGUGAACUACAACAAGCGGCAGAUGUCGCGUAUUUACCCGAAGGGGACUAGGGCUGAUUCCUCGAAUUACAUGCCUCAGGUGUUCUGGAACGCGGGGUGCCAGAUGGUGUCGCUCAACUUCCAGACGUCCGACCUGCCCAUGCAGCUCAACCAGGGCAAGUUCGAGUACAACGGCAACUGCGGCUACCUGCUAAAGCCGGACUUCAUGCGGCGCGCGGACCGCAGCUUCGACCCCUUCGCCGACGCGCCCGUGGACGGCGUCAUCGCGGCUCAGUGCUCCGUGCAGGUGAUAGCCGGCCAGUUCCUCUCCGACAAGAAAGUAGGAACCUACGUGGAGGUGGACAUGUACGGGCUCCCCACGGACACCAUCCGCAAGGAGUUCCGUACACGGCUGGUGCCGGCCAACGGACUGAACCCUGUUUACAACGACGAGCCCUUCCUGUUCCGUAAGGUGGUGCUUCCCGACCUGGCGGUGCUUCGUUUCGGCGUGUAUGAAGAGAGCGGCAAGCUGCUCGGACAGCGCAUCCUGCCGCUUGACGGACUGCAGGCGGGCUACCGCCACAUCUCGCUGCGCACGGAGGCCAACUUCCCGAUGUCGCUGCCGAUGCUGUUCUGCAACAUCGAGCUCAAGAUCUACGUGCCCGAUGGGUUUGAGGACUUCAUGGCGGCCCUGUCUGACCCCCGUGCGUUCAUGGGCGCCGCCAAGGACCGCAGCGACAACAUGAAGCAGAUGGGCAUCGAGGAGAGCGGGCCCGACAAGAAGGUCACCAUCGAGGAGAAGAAGGAAGAGCCGCCGCUAGUCUUCGAGCCCAUAACCGUCGAGUCGCUCCGCCAAGAGAAGGGGUUCCUGAAGAUCGGGCGCAAGCAGCAGAAGGAACUGGAAGCCAUGAAGAAGCGCCACGCCAAGGAGAAGGCGGCCAUGCAGAAGCAGCAGUGCACGGCCAUUGAAAAGAUGAUCAAGGGGAAGAACAAGGAGCAGUUGGCCACGGAGCCCGCGUUCCGUCAGCUGGUGUCGGCACAGACGCAGGCGUGGAGCGAGCUCGCCGCCAGGCACCGCCGAGAGGUGUGGGGCGGCGCGCGCUCGCGGCUGGACGAGCAGCGCGACCUGCUCACCGCCAUGUGCGAGACCAAGCAGAAGGAGCAGAUCAAGCAGAUCGAAGCCAAACACGAGAGAGAACUAAAAGAGAUGAACGCGCGCCAAGCCAAGAUCAGCAUGGAGACCAGCAAGGAGGUCGCCAACGACAAGACUCUUAAGACUAAGCAGGAGAAAGAUAGACGACUGAGGGAGAAGAAACAGAACAACACCAAGAAGUUCAUGGACGAGAGGAAGACGCAGAUGAUAAAGCAGAACCGCGAGAAGGAGAAGCUGAAGGUGGUGCACGACAAGCAGAUGGAGGAGCUCGCCAAGGACGUCGACAACCUGAUCCAGAUGUACAAACUCGAGGAGGCCGAUUACGAGAUGAGUUCUAAAACUGAAUUCUUUGCAUGAAAGUUCCCCGACAUCGCUCCCCUGUUUGAGCAAGCCACCUGAGAGUGCCAAACUGCACCCUCCGAGGUGCAACAUAAAGACUAAAGUGGAUUGGACACCCGUGUAAGUUUUGUGAACAUUUGGUGCGAUUGUGUGAGUGGUAAAUGUUGAAUUGGGAUUAUAGAAACAAGGCUUUUUGUAAACUCAUUCAUUUAAAACCGGUUUAAAUAGAUAUCAGACUCUCCUGUUUCUAUAAUCCUACGUAGGAACGGUUUAAAUUCAAAUUAAAUUAGUACCUAAGUAAAGAAAAGUUGACAAGCUGCAUAGUGAUCUCCUUAAUGUUGAAAAUAUAUUUAACUUAAGUAUAAUAAAUAUAAUUACCUAUUACGGUAAGCUGCCCCCAAUAGACGACCCUAAUUUAAUUAUUAAAUACAGAAUAAAUUGUAUCAGCCGCUUUAAUAUUUUAAUAUCUAAGAUAUAAAUUACAAAUUUCUAAAUAUUUAGCCACAUUUAAGAAACAAAAACAUACUUACCUAUAAGAUAACCUAACUGUAAACUAAAUAUAUGUUUACAUUGAACUAUACGUUUGAUCUGUAAAUUAUUUUAACGUAAUUUCUCUCCUAGUUAGAGGAGAAUAUCAGACAAUAACACUAUCUAUUAAAAACGCCAUAAGAUUCAUAAUUCAUCGCCGCAAAACCUAAUGUAGGACCUUUUACACUGAAUUAUUUCUUAAAAUUUAAAUCAAUCUUUUGGUAUAAAGACAAUGUCUGCACAUAGCAUUAUACAUACUAUAGAAAUCGUAAGUGCAAUUAUUAUUAUUUAUAAGCGGCUGGUACAUUUACAGAGUAAUUAUUUAUAAGCAAAAAAUAUAAAUAUCUUUGAAGUAAGGUAAUCAGUGUCAUUCAUUGACAUAAUUACGUAGACAUAGCAAAAUUGACUUGUGUCAAAUUAUACUUAAAUAUUUGUUUAGACCUUAACUUAAAUUUAACUUUACCUAAGUAUAAGACUAGAAUAUUGUCAAAUAGAUUUUUAAAAAAAUAUCUAAUAUAAAUGUACAAGUUUUUGGUUAGCUAAUGGUUAAACCUAAAGUUGUAUCGAAAAAUUAUAACGAAUAACACAUUUUUGGCCUUCCCAAAUAUGUUUAAAAAUAUGUACCUAUGUGUUAUGUCUAAGUAACUAAGUAUAUUACAUUUCAUUGGGUAGUUUGGUGUCUUCGUAAGUGUAAGUACAAUGUUUAUGACCUAUAUUAUAUUAUUUUGAAGAAGUACCUAUGUUUAACAAAAGUAUAUGUUCAUGAUACGGGUUUAAAAUCUAUUUUUAGUUUCGUCAAUGUUAUCAACACAAGCAGGCCAUAAGUUUAUGUCAUUAAGUCAUGAGUCUCAAUCUGAAAAUCUUUGGAUAAUUCAUUUAAAUUUCUUUAUAAAAUAUUUAUAACAUGAAAAACAUAGUAACGUGUGUUAUGUAUGCUACAUAAAAAGGAAUGCUGUGGAGCAAGCCAGUAGUAGUAAUAUAAAGAGCUAGUAUCAACCACUACCCCAGUUAUAAAAUCUCAACUAUGUAUUUAUGUUAUGAUUUUCUAGUCCUCUCCCUUCUAUAAUAUGACUGUAUAAGUUAACUUCUAAUUAUAAUAUAAACUAAGUUGUUAUUAGGUAUAUUUUGUUCUAUUGAUUCAUGACGUAGUAAAAAAUAAAACAUGUUAGGUAAAGUUCACAUCUCCUAGAAAAUAUUGAUGUGUAUGAUACUAAGUCGUGACACUGAUAUUUCAGGUAGGUAAAUUACCCUAGGUUCUAGGUUUAUCAGAUUCUAAAUUAGCUAUUAUUACCUAUCAUCAGAGCAUGGCAGUGUUCUGUCUAUAUUAUGCAUCUAUUUAGUCAUUUUAUGUAAAUAGAGAAGAUAUCUAUAAAA